AUCAGAUGUUUUCUACACAGAGGCCUUUAUAGCACAGACAUCCAGCCAUGGCACCUACAAUCCCUUCAGCUAUGAUCUACUCGAAGAACCACCUGACUCUGACCAACAAGCUAAGAAAGCCAGUGGUGGAGAAGUUACGCAGAGAUCGUAUCAACAGCAGCCUUGAGAAGCUCAAGUCUCUCCUGGGUCCAGAAAUCCUCAAUCAGCAGCCCGACUCCAAGCUGGAGAAAGCAACCAUCCUGGAGAUCACAGUUAGCUUCCUGAAACGACAGCAACAGUAUCAACCAUUGAGCUCAUCCUCCUGCUCAGCACCUAACAAUCAGGGUUACUCCAGGUGUGUCCAAGAGAUUGUGCACUUCCUGUCCAAGGAUGAGGUGAAGACACACUCCCAGAGAAGACUACUGAGCCACUUCCAGAGCCUGCAGCCAUCCUCUGAUAAGAACAGGAGGGAGAGUGACCUGCUUCAGUUGAGCACCCCAGCCCAGCACAGCAUGAGCAAAGAGAAGGGUCCAGUCAACAGGGCCCUAUGGAGGCCCUGGUAGAGCCUUAGAGACUGGAGUUUCAUUCUCAUGCAGGACAUUUCCCAGUCCUUAUUACAGAGGAGUUAAUCCACAUUUUCAGUAUUUGCAGGAGUUUGUGUUAAUUUGUAAUGAAAAUAUGCAUUGAACAAUAUCAGUAUUUGAAUCUUCCUCUCUUGAUUACAAGAGGAUCAAUAGCGUAUUCUGUUUUAUAUUUCAUUUUUAUGAAGUGAAUAUACUGUGUAUUGUUCCCUGUGGGAAAGUUUUAAUCAUUUAUGAAAUAGUGUUCACUGUCUGUCUAGUGGAAAGAUUGUGAGUGAACAAUGUUCAUUCCUAUUUGUACUGUUUUGAUCGAAAUUGAAUAUCUUAAUGGCAUAACAUGCAAACGAUAUCAGACGUCAUUACAUUUAUGUAGACACUGUUACCAGAGCGACUCAAACUAGUGAUUGCAUACAUUUUCUUCUUUAUACUUGUCCCCCAUGGGAAUCGAACCCACAAUACUAGCGUUGCAAGCACCGUGCUAAACCAACUGAGCUACACGGAACAUUAUUGCUUUCCCCUGAAAAUUAUAUCACCAUUUUAGACAGAAUAAUACUUCCUCUCGACAGUGAGAGGAGUUAAAACGUGUAGACCUACUGGUUUGUAUCACUAUGUGAGUGUAUCAGUAUUCCUCGUAUUCUGAGAAGGUAUUGUAAAGAUUGAAAACAUGUUUUCAAAAUGAAUGUAAAUCUUCAA
Messenger RNA from Salvelinus fontinalis (brook trout), 1253 nucleotides. RefSeq names its product transcription factor HES-5-like. The transcript is spliced from 2 exons. Gene Ontology annotation, molecular function: RNA polymerase II cis-regulatory region sequence-specific DNA binding; DNA-binding transcription factor activity, RNA polymerase II-specific; protein dimerization activity. Gene Ontology annotation, cellular component: nucleus. The record is from RefSeq and is a predicted model, not a curated record. Gene Ontology annotation, biological process: regulation of transcription by RNA polymerase II; anterior/posterior pattern specification; regulation of neurogenesis. NCBI's taxonomy places the organism in Eukaryota, Metazoa, Chordata, Actinopteri, Salmoniformes, Salmonidae. The coding region runs from base 48 to 542 and encodes 164 amino acids.